This is a messenger RNA of Frieseomelitta varia, 990 nucleotides long. Its product is annotated as calcium/calmodulin-dependent protein kinase type II alpha chain-like. The transcript has 8 exons. The record is from RefSeq and is a predicted model, not a curated record. Bases 1 to 975 code for a protein of 324 amino acids. Gene Ontology annotation, biological process: protein phosphorylation. Gene Ontology annotation, cellular component: cytoplasm; neuron projection. NCBI's taxonomy places the organism in Eukaryota, Metazoa, Arthropoda, Insecta, Hymenoptera, Apidae. Gene Ontology annotation, molecular function: calmodulin binding; ATP binding; calcium/calmodulin-dependent protein kinase activity.
AUGGCCAUGCUGAGAUUACACGACAGCAUACAGGAGGAGAACCACCAUUACCUCGUCUUCGACUUAGUAACUGGCGGUGAACUGUUCGAGGAUAUUGUGGCGCGAGAAUUCUACAGCGAAGCGGACGCGUCUCACUGUAUCCAACAAAUCCUGGAAAGCGUACACCACUGCCAUCACAAUGGAGUUGUGCACAGGGACCUGAAACCUGAAAAUUUACUACUCGCGAGUAAGGCGAAGGGCGCGGCUGUGAAAUUAGCGGACUUCGGAUUAGCGAUCGAGGUGCAGGGCGAAGCACAGGCAUGGUUCGGUUUCGCCGGGACGCCCGGUUACCUCAGCCCGGAAGUCCUCAAGAAAGAACCAUACGGCAAGCCAGUCGACAUCUGGGCGUGCGGUGUGAUACUUUACAUCCUUCUGGUCGGUUAUCCGCCAUUCUGGGACGAGGAUCAGCAUCGACUGUACGCGCAGAUCAAGGCCGGAUCGUACGACUAUCCGAGCCCGGAAUGGGACACCGUCACGCCGGAAGCCAAGAAUCUGAUCAAUCAGAUGCUGACGGUGAACCCGAGCAAAAGGAUCACCGCCAGCGAGGCACUGAAGCACCCGUGGAUCUGCCAACGUGAACGUGUCGCGUCCGUCGUCCACAGACAAGAGACUGUGGACUGUUUGAAGAAAUUCAACGCAAGGCGCAAAUUAAAAGGCGCUAUUUUGACGACCAUGUUGGCGACGAGGAACUUUUCCAGUAAGUAUGAUGCACAGGGUAAGUACCUCCGGCCCUCUUCAGCGCUUCAUGGACCGCGACAGACAGUACUUUUAUAUCUCCCAUUAAAUUUUUACGCCCAGAAAACCCUAACCCGACCUCUUGUCGUCUGUCUCUUUCUCUUUUUUCUUCCGCCCCCCCCCCCGUCCCCUCGAACGACUCUUUACGUCUCUCUGUUCGUCUCUCUGUUCUCCAACCCCUUCGAAACAACCCUUGGUUAAUAUUUCUCUCUCUUG